AUGGAUGAUUUAAAAACCAUAUCAUCUAAUUGUAUAGUUAAAAAUUCAAAAGAUCAAGGAAACUAUGUUGUAGCAUCAAAAGAUAUUAAAGCUGGUGAUUUUAUUGUAUUUAGAGAAAAACCAUAUUCUUGUUGCAUUAAUUUUAAAAUUGAAGAAAAUGAAAAAAAAAUAUGUCAUUAUUGUUUCACAAUAAAUAAUAAUAAUAAUUUAAAUAAUAAUAUACAUAAUAUGCAUACAGACAAUUUUAUAAUAUGUAAUAAUUGUAAAUUAAAUUGGUAUUGCAGUGAAAAAUGUAAAAAUGAAGAUUAUCAAACAUCACAUCAAUACGAAUGUAAAAUAUGGAAGAAAAUACAGUCAGCAUCACAAUUUAAUAAUGAAUGCAAAACCACUAUUAAAUUAUUAAUAAAAAUUUUAAUUUUACAGUAUAACGAAAUCAAAAUAAAUAAUAAUAAUGAUAAUAAUGAUAAUAAUAAUAGUUAUAAAGAAAUUAAAUUUAAAGAUAUUAUUGGUCUCGAAAGUAAUUCAAAUAAAUUUUCGACACAAAGAAUUACAGAUUUUAUGAAAAUUUCAAAAUUUAUAGAAAAGUCAGUUGAUAAAGAGAUUAUAGAUACAAUAUAUCCAACAGUAAAAGAAAUGAGCCUAUUUCAAAAAAAUAUGAUAAAACUAAUGUGUAUAUUGGAAUGUAACUCACACGAUAUAUCAUUCCCAUUCAGAACGAAUAGCAGUAUUACCACCUUCAAUUACUAUUCAAUUGGUAUUGGAAUUUAUUUUAAUUCAAGUUUAUUCAAUCACUCUUGCCAACCUAAUAUAUGCAAAGUUAUAGAAUCUUGUAAAAAUAAUUUUGGGUGUCACUCUAUGGUUGCAAUUAGAGAUAUUAAAGAAAAUGAAGAAAUAUCAUUUAACUAUAUCCAACUAAAUCAAAAUAAACAGGAAAGAAUUGAAAAACUACAAUCAAGUUAUUAUUUUACUUGCAAUUGUCCAAGCUGCUGCACUAAUAACCCCAACCCACACAAAGAAUUUUUAAAUAAAUAUAAAUGUAAAAAAUUAAAUUGUUCAGGUCUUGAAUAUCCAAAUAACAAUAACAAUAAUAAUAAUAAUCUAAUAUGUAAUAUUUGUUUACCUAUAAAUUUUAAUUAA
Molecule: messenger RNA, 1137 nt
Organism: Dictyostelium purpureum
Lineage: Eukaryota; Evosea; Eumycetozoa; Dictyosteliales; Dictyosteliaceae
Exons: 1
Coding region: 1-1137 (378 amino acids)
Molecular function (GO): protein binding
Source: RefSeq, a predicted model, not a curated record